UUCUAAACGACUAGAAAUGUCAAUCUGAGCAAGGGAGUCCCAAUAAUCUAAAGCAAUCUGUAAGGACCUGACCUUAGUCCAUCCAGAUCAAUAGGGAAGUGCGGGUGGAGAGAAGAAGAAGGGAAAAGAAAUAAGGGGCGCAACCGGAUCGUUUACACUGGCUGUUCCCGAGGAAAUAUAGACUUCCCCUGCUCGCACCUUUUGUCGCUCACAUGCUCACACUGUAAAAGUGGAUAUCGAGGCAAUUUCAUUGCUUUGUGUGAGCGCCGCAGACUUUUCCCCCCUUUUCCUACCGCCAUGUCUUUCCCUCAGCUGGGAUAUCAGUACAUCCGACCGAUAUACCCGCCGGAGCGCCAGGGGAUCGCGAGCAAUGCGCGAUCCGGGACGGAGCUCAGCCCGUCCGGCGCACUUUCCAACGUCCUCUCCACUAUGUACGGAUCCCCCUUCGCCGCCGCGGCGCAGGGCUACGGAGCCUUUCUCCCCUACUCAAACGACAUAUCUAUUUUCAACCAACUGGGUGCUCAGUAUGAACUGAAAGACAGUCCUGGUGUCCAGCAUCCUGGCUUUGCCCACCAUCACCCUGCGUUUUACCCAUACGGCCAGUAUCAGUUCGGUGACCCGUCCAGACCCAAAAAUGCCACCAGGGAGAGCACCAGCACCCUGAAGGCCUGGCUCAGUGAGCACCGCAAGAACCCCUACCCCACCAAAGGCGAGAAGAUCAUGCUGGCCAUCAUCACCAAGAUGACCCUCACCCAGGUGUCCACCUGGUUCGCCAACGCCAGGAGGAGGUUAAAGAAAGAGAACAAGAUGACCUGGGCCCCGCGGAACCGCACCGACGAAGAGGGAAAUGUUUACACCAGCGAUCACGAGGGGGAGGAGGGGGACAAGAGGGAGGACGAGGAGGAGAUCGACUUGGAGAACAUCGACACGGAAAAUAUUGAGAACAAGGACGACUUGGACGACCAGGACGACCUGCACUCUGACAUCAAACUAGACGGACGCAGUGACUCUGAGAUUUCGGACGGCUAUGAGGAUUUACAAGGGCCGGAGCAGAGGUUUCUAAAGGCUGUGGGGAAAGAGGGCAAAGAGGGACAGAGGGGAGGAGAGCACUUCCACCACCACCACCACCUCCACCACUCUUCUCCUUUGGACAUCAAAGCGUCCCAGCCCAACGGAGAGCAGCUCAAACUCAACCCGGUGUCCGCGGGCUCGCCGCCCUCCGAGAACAGCCCGGCCCCGACCCAGAAGCCAAAGAUCUGGUCUCUGGCGGAGACGGCCACGGCCCCGGACAACCCGCGCAAAUCGCCGCAGAUGAACGGCGGACACUCCGCGGGGCCGGCCGCCCAGACCCUCAUCGCCCCGCACAGACUCAUCUCCUCGUGUCCCGUUGGGAAAAUCCAGAACUGGACGAACCGGGCCUUUUCCGCGCACCAGCUGGCUUUACUGAACUCCAACCACUACCUGGGACUGGCCAACCAGGCCACGGCCACCGGCCUGGCCCUCUACAGCAGCAGGCAAACGGAGGACAAAAGUCAUAGUUCAGACACUCCAGUCACAGGUACAUGUCCCCGACACUGAGACGCGCAUGUGUACAUAACUCCCCCCAAAAACUAAAACGCUUCUCCAUCCUUCGUUUUUCGUUUAUUUUGACUUUAGACCCCCCUUUUCUUCGUCUUUGCCUCAUGGAUUUAAUUUUUUUUCUUUAAAUGCCUCACAGAUGAUCAGUGUUACAAUAUUAGAGUUUAAA
Messenger RNA from Menidia menidia (Atlantic silverside), 1747 nucleotides. Lineage: Eukaryota; Metazoa; Chordata; Actinopteri; Atheriniformes; Atherinopsidae. The record is from the annotation of a GenBank genome assembly.